Messenger RNA from Ramularia collo-cygni, 1032 nucleotides. RefSeq lists its product as uncharacterized. The record is from RefSeq and is a predicted model, not a curated record. Lineage: Eukaryota; Fungi; Ascomycota; Dothideomycetes; Mycosphaerellales; Mycosphaerellaceae. The transcript has 4 exons. Gene Ontology annotation, cellular component: catalytic step 2 spliceosome. Bases 1 to 1032 code for a protein of 343 amino acids.
AUGUCGGAAAUGGUCGCAUCUGCUGUUGCUAUCGUUCCCGACGACUCGGAACUGGACUCGAACCACAAUGGAUUAAAGCGGCGGCAGUCGGAUGAUCUCGAGACGGAAGACAGCAAGAGACGGCGGACCAGUGCGGGUAAGAUCACACCAAAAGACCCACUGGCCAGCAACACGGAGCCCACCACCUUACCGGAGAGCCCGGACCACACCACGAAGCCUGCCCAGAAGAACGAAUCAAGCCGCGACUCACGACGAAGAAGCGCGAUUCCUGAUGACAAGCAGCGCAGCAAGCGACUAUUCGGGGCCCUUCUUGGAAAUUUGAACGCCCAGCAGCCCAAUGACCGAGCUGCGAAGCGAAGAGCAGACAUUGAGGCAAGAAGAAAGGCUGAGCUCGCGAAACAGGAUAACGAACGACUCGAGGACAAGCAGAGACGCUUGCGGGAACUCGCUCAGCAUCGAAAAAGGGUGCAGAUAUCUGUCGAURAGCAAGACAUGCACACUCGACACAGGAAUCUGCUCGAUAUAGCGAACAUGUUGCAAACGGAAGCAGAACCCAGGCUGUAUUACAGACCUUGGGACCUCCUCCCCGACGAAGAAGCUCGAAUCGAAGACCAGCUCGCAGCGGUUCGUACUCAAAUUGACGAAGAGCUUGCCGACUYCGAGAUCGAGAAGAAGAAGCGGCUCGAGGUGCUGGACGGUAAGGGUACCGACCAGCAAUCUAGCGAUCGAGAAGCAUCGCAGCCUGUGGUAACCGAAGCACUACAAGACAACUCCGAGGAGCCCAAACAGGCCGCACACAUUGAUUCUGCUGACUCUGAAUCUAUAUCGAAGCCUGCUGAUCCUAGCAUUGACAGCGCGAAUGGAGAUGAGAAUCCAGAGGUCGCUACGCAGAAGGAGGUACAGGUAGACGGUGUUCAGGAGGUUGAGACGAAUAGGCAGGCGACUGCGAGUGAACAAAACCAAGAGGAGGCAGAAGACGAUGUUGAUGGCGACCACAUUGUUGAAGGUGACGAAGACAAUGUCAUCUAUUAG